Nicrophorus vespilloides is the source of this 2766-nucleotide messenger RNA. RefSeq names its product endoplasmin (gene Gp93). Gene Ontology annotation, molecular function: ATP binding; ATP hydrolysis activity; ATP-dependent protein folding chaperone. The transcript has 4 exons. Gene Ontology annotation, biological process: protein folding. The coding region runs from base 293 to 2629 and encodes 778 amino acids. The record is from RefSeq and is a predicted model, not a curated record. NCBI's taxonomy places the organism in Eukaryota, Metazoa, Arthropoda, Insecta, Coleoptera, Silphidae.
GUUGCGACGAUUCGAAUGUCCCGCCCGCAGUUCCACCAAUGACGGACGGCCAUUUGUAUUUUGUCGAGCGUCGCGCGUUCCGAUUGGCCGUCGGCGAUUAGAAACAUUUCGUGUUGGAUGGCGAUUGGUCGGUGCAACUGAUGACAUGGGAAUCGCGCUUGCUGCUGUCAUCAUUCCGGCUUGUGGCAUGUUCGAGAGCGGCGCUCUCUGAAAACGGAACGCAACCGGGCGAAAAAUACGAGUGCGUUUUAAAUUUUUUCCGUUUCAUUCCAAAAAAACACGCUCGUUCGAAAUGAACCGAAUGCAGUUUUUGGUUCUCGGUCUGUUCCUGUUGGGAUGUUCCUGCAGGGCCGAACUCUUCGAAGGGGAGGGCACAGUGGAGACGGUCGACAUCGAUUUGGGUGCAAGCAAAGUUGGCUCGAAGACAGAUGAUGAGGUUGUUAAAAGGGAGGAGGAGGCGAUCAAAUUGGACGGACUGAAUGUGGCCCAGAUGAAGGAGCUUCGCGAUAAAUCGGAAAAGUUCACGUUCCAGGCUGAGGUCAACCGAAUGAUGAAGUUGAUCAUCAAUUCGCUGUACCGUAACAAAGAGAUUUACUUGAGGGAAUUGAUUUCUAACGCCUCCGACGCUUUGGACAAGAUUCGUUUGCUUUCGUUGACCGAUAAGGGAGUGCUGGACACGAAUCCCGAACUGAAUAUCAGGAUAAAGGCGGAUAAGGAGAACAACAUGCUGCACAUCACUGAUACUGGUAUUGGCAUGACCAAGCAGGAUCUGGUGAAUAAUUUGGGAACGAUCGCCAAGUCGGGAACGGCAGAGUUUUUGAGUAAAAUGCAAGACGCCGAAUCCGCGAAGGAUAUGAACGAUAUGAUUGGUCAAUUCGGUGUCGGUUUCUAUUCGGCUUUCUUGGUCGCCGAUCGCGUCAUCGUCACCACCAAGCAUAACGAUGACAAGCAGUACAUUUGGGAGUCUGAUGCCGCGAGUUUCAGCAUCGUGGAGGAUCCCAGAGGCGACACCCUCAAGAGGGGAUCGACCGUCAGCUUGCAGUUGAAGCCGGAGGCUAAGGAUUUCUUGGAGCAGGAGACAAUCAAGACUUUGGUGAAGAAGUACUCGCAGUUCAUCAAUUUCCCUAUUUACCUGUACGCCAGCCGCACCGAGCAGGUGGAAGAGGUUCUGGAGGAGGACGAAGUCGUCGAGGAUAAGGUCGACGAUGAGGCGGCUGUCGAAGAGGAGAAGGAAGAGGAUAAGCCCAAGACGAAGAAAGUGGACAAGACUAUCUGGGAUUGGGAGCUGUUGAACGAUAGCAAGCCGAUUUGGACGAGGAAACCGAGCGAAGUCGAGGGAAAGGAAUACGAUGAGUUCUAUCAAGCGUUGACCAAGGAUAGCAAAGAUCCUCUGGCCAAAGUGCAUUUCGUCGCUGAAGGAGAAGUCACCUUCAAGGCUUUGCUCUAUGUACCGUUGUCUCAACCCACCGAGAGUUUCAACAGGUACGGCACUAAAACCGACAACAUCAAGCUGUACGUGAGGAGGGUCUUCAUCACCGACGAAUUCAACGACAUGAUGCCAUCGUAUUUGAGCUUCAUCCAGGGCGUCGUCGAUUCCGACGAUCUUCCGUUGAACGUGUCCAGGGAGACAUUGCAGCAGCACAAACUGAUCAAGGUGAUCAAGAAGAAGCUCGUCCGCAAGGUGCUCGAUAUGCUCAAGAAGCUGAACGACGAGGACUUUGCCAAAUUCUGGAAGGAAUAUUCGACCAACGUCAAGCUGGGCGUUAUCGAGGAUCCGAGCAACAGGACCCGUCUUGCCAAGCUCCUUAUGUUCCACUCAUCCAACGGAGAGGAUCUCACCUCUUUAGCGGAUUACGCCAAGAGGAUGAAGCCCAAGCAGGAUCACAUCUAUUACAUCGCCGGCUCCAGCAAGGGCGAAGUGGAGAGAUCGCCGUUCGUUGAACGCCUUCUCAAGAAGGGCUACGAAGUUCUGUACCUGGUGGAGGCUGUGGAUGAGUACGCGAUCUCAGCCAUCCCCGAAUUCGACGGUAAGAAGUUCCAGAACGUCGCCAAAGAGGGUUUCAGUCUGAGCGAGAGUGAAGGAAGCGUGCAGCAGCUGGAACAGCUCAAGACCACCUACGAACCAUUGACCAAAUGGUUGGCCGAGGACGCUCUCAAAGAGAACAUCGCCAAGGCGACCGUCUCCGAGAGGUUGAGCGAUUCCCCGUGCGCUUUGGUUGCCAGCAUGUUCGGCUGGACCGGAAACAUGGAGCGUCUUGCCAUCUCGAACGCCCAUCAAAAAUCGGACGACCCGCAGAGAGCGUACUACCUGAACCAGAAGAAGACUUUGGAGAUCAACCCGAGACAUCCGUUGAUGAGGGAGCUGCUGAAGAGGGUGAACGACGAUCCUGCAGAUCCGGCUGCCAAGGAUAUGGCUGUGAUGCUCUUCAGGACGGCAACACUUCGCUCAGGUUUCAUGCUCAAAGAGACGGCAGAGUUUGCGGAGAGUAUCGAAGGUAUGAUGAGGAAGACGCUCGGAGUGCCAUUAGAUGAGGCCAUCGAAGAGGAGGAAGAUGUACCCGAGGAUGGAAUCCCAGAGGAGGAUGAACAUCAGGAGGAUAUCGAAGCGGAAGAACAUGACGAGCUGUAAAGGAAUCGAAAUAAUCGAGAUAGUGAAGAAAGAAACUGUUGUUGUAAACGUGCGUCGAGUGUUUACCGUGAAUUGUUGAAGAAAUGAAAUUGUGAAAUGAAGUUCGCGAGAGAUUUAUAUAAGCUAUUAAGACUGUA